Messenger RNA from Dufourea novaeangliae, 780 nucleotides. RefSeq lists its product as uncharacterized. Bases 1 to 780 code for a protein of 259 amino acids. Lineage: Eukaryota; Metazoa; Arthropoda; Insecta; Hymenoptera; Halictidae. The transcript is spliced from 3 exons. The record is from RefSeq and is a predicted model, not a curated record.
AUGCUGGAUCAAUUUCUGAUAAAAAACAUCAAACCAGAGGACCAAAAUGAUCGCUCAAUAUCAAUGUUUGAUAUUAAAUCGUCGAAUUUAUCGGAACGUGUAACACCAUGUUUCCCAAUGCUAAUUCCACGGAAAAUUUGUUCGGAAAUUUAUAUUCAAUCAAACGUGAAUUAUGAUGAUUUAUGUGGACCAUGGAUUUAUCCGAAAAAUCCUGUUUAUGGACGGUACGUUGAUUCGGCAAUUCCAGAAGUUUGUGUUUGGAAAUAUUUCACAAAGCAAGAUGUAAUUUAUUUGAAACACUAUCAGAAAAACGUGGAAAUGGUAUCUGCCCUGUUUGGUAAACGAAAUUACCAGUACACAUUAAUAUUUGAUACAUAUCAGUUACGUUGUAAACGAAAAUGUAACACUUUUACAGAAAAUAAAUCCUUGAAGAUGAAUAAAGAAAAAUGCAACAAUAUUCUUAAGAAAGUGCUGCUUCAUUCUUUCACACAGGAAGGCGUUUCUGCAACUUUGGGAUUUGUGUGCUUAACACAUUUAUUUUUCCUUUCCCAUCCAUGGUGUACAGCUAAAGAAGUUUAUCAGUUUUUUUAUGAAAGUAUUUUAGUGCAUGCUGUAUUGAAUUCACCGAAAAGUGUAGAAGUAUUUAACAUAAUAGAAUGCAAGCUUUUGUUUGAAGCAUUUCAUGAAAUAUAUUUAGAGAACCUUACAUUACUACACCUUUUGUGCCAUCCAAUUUAUCAUUUUAUUAUGGUCUUAAGUAAACCAUUGAGUGCAGCUUAA